AAUACUUGGUAAGAUUUUGUGUUUUUGUAGUGCUCACACAAUCAUCCAGCUGCAUGAACCCAAAGUGGCCUGAAGCUUAAGGUCACAAUCUGAUGACCUUCAGAAUUCAUCGUCCAGACCAUCAGACAUCCACAUCCAUGCUUGAUUUUUAUCAAUGAAUAAAGUCUCCGACAUGCUGUGUUAGUUUUACAAUAGAUGUAAUUGGACCGCACGUCUUUCAAGCUUCACUUUUGCCUUGCCUUGCCAGCCCAAAGAAUCUUGAGGAUCAUCAAGCUGUUUUGGGGAAUUUAAGGUGGAUUUCUGUGAUCUUUUAGCCUACUUUGUGUUGUCAGUCAGGUACAAUUUAACCAUUUUCUUUCAUAGAAACUAAGUCCAAUUGCACUCACCCCCAUCAACAUCCCCAUAGAGACAGGAAAUUACUUGAGCAGUUAAUUCAUAACUGUUCAAAAGGGAGGAUGAGGGUUUAAAAACCGCAUGUUGCGUUUAAUCACUCCAUCUCUGGUUUUAGAAUAUUCUUGAUGAUAUGAAACAUUUAGGUGAGCAACCAAAACAUGUAGGGGUGAAACUCUUAUUCAGAGCACUGCACGGUGUUCAAACUGCAAGUUUUGAGAGAAAAAUGGGUGAUUUUAGUGUUGCAGAGGUGAAAAAUAAAGCACUCAAAGCCAUUUUGAUGUGAUUAACCGCAAUGUGACAGCGCUGACAUAAACAAUGAAAGGUCCACUCCAGGAGAGCUUGUGGUAAUAUGAAUAUUGCUGUGGGAUUUGCUUAUAGUCGCUGCUUCAUUAUGCAAUGUUUAAUAUUAAUAAAGAAAGUAUAAGGAUAUAUUAUUUAUAAGCUAUUCAGAGUGUGGUUGGUAUGUGUGUGUGUGCGUGUGGAUUUGAGUGACAGAUUGAGAUGCUCCCUUGCUACAGGCAAUACAACCAGACAAGGCUCUUACUUUUCCACAGGACCCGUCCUGACAAUUUCUCCCACAGUUAAGAGGAUUUGUCCGAGCAGGGGUGAAUAUAUAAUGCAUGCAGAUUCCAAAUUUUAAUGUGGGCCGAGUAAAUGAUUCAAUGCUGGCUUUUCUCAGAAGUGAGGCCGCGAGGGGAGCGAACAGGACUCGGGACGUUGCUCGUGGUCGGCUCUUGCGACAACAGGCUGAGCGGGCCCACAUGCUGGUAGUAACUGUAAACAUCCAAAGGAGAUAUUAGGGAUUAUUUCUGCCUCGCAGGGUAAACGCCUCUCACAAAGUUUUGAAUAUUAUUCUGAUCACCUUUUAAAACUUUUUCACGUAUAGUCACAUCGCAGCAAUGAACUUGAACAUCUCUCGCUGGGAUUAGUAGACCGACACAAGAAAGUACUCGACUCAGCAGCACAGUCCGCAAAUUGGAAGAAUUACUGAUCGGUGUAGCAUGUCUCUAUCGGCUUCAAUUGCUGUCCAUGUUCCUGUUGAUAAAAAGGCAACCCCACAGCAUGAUGCUACCACCAUCAUGUGUCACAGUGUUUUCAAGGUGAUGUGCGAAGCUGGCUUUCAUCCACAUUUGCAAAAACAUUUCUUUUUGGUCUCAUCUGCCCCUUCUUUUGCAGAGUUGUGCAGAUUUUAAAAAGCAUUUGUUUUUAACAAUGGCAUGUGUGGAAGGUAUACAUCAGCUGUAUAUUAAAUUGUAUUAAAUGUGUGCAGCAUUUGCCUCAUAACACAAAGCUAGACUGCUGUUGCCUUUCUCCUUUAGAGCAUUUCUAGAUGAUUUUUACCCAUUAUUAUUUACCAAAUGAAAACAUUUUACUGCUGCAAACUGCAAUAGUAUAAAUGAUCUAUUUAUCUGAGAUAUUAUUUUAGCAAAUUUCUAAUAAAUUUAUAUUGUUAUGGAAGUAUAGACCCAUAGUACGUUAGCAAUGACUUAAAAAUCUUUCUUUAUUUCAUAGGCAUAUUUCUUCCAUAGUCUACUCUUUUCCAUAAAUGAGUACAAUUCUAAAACUAUUAACUGUAACUUUUCACAUUUGAUUAAGAGACUCCUGAAAUUAUGAGGGUGAGAGGUAGACAAUAAAUGAAUAAAUUUUGAACACUUUAGUGAAUUAUGAUUGUUGGAUUGCUUUUGUAGACAAUUUAAACAGUAGAGUGAAUAUUUGUCUCCCUCUAGUGGAUAGUAUUCGAAACAACAGCCUCUUUAUCCUCACAACUUGUAUAGUCUAUAAAAGCGAUUCAUAUAAGGGAUAGUUCACUGGUUAAAUUAGGCACUUCACUUUCGGAAAAAUAAUAAUUUUUGAGUCCGAAUCGUAUCUUUCCAAGCGCACGUGUAUCUUGUCUCCUGCGUAAUGACGUAGUGAAGGAGGUAGUGACGUACAGGAAAACGGUGGUGUCCUUGUUACAAUGGGUAUUUUGGUUGCUCAUUUGUUGGUUAAUACAGUGUGAAGAACUGCGGAUUAUUCAAACUGUCGUCUCUUGUAUGUGGUUUAUCCCGACGCAUACAUGAUAAAGUCCAGCGCAGCAGGUCCAUCCACCUCUUCCCCUCAGACAAUGAAGGAACCCAAGGAGAACUUGAGCGGCCAAGCCACUCUGGACCACAUCAAGCCAUGCUGGUACUGGGACAAGAAGGACCUAGCACACACCCCGUCUCAGUCCGAGGGCCUUGACCCGGGUACGGAGGCUCGGUAUAGGAGGGAGGGAGCCCGCUUCAUAUUCGACGUGGGAACCCGCCUCGGCCUACACUAUGACACCCUGGCCACCGGCAUCAUAUAUUUCCAUCGCUUCUACAUGUUCCACUCCUUCAAGCAGUUUCCCAGAUACGUGACUGGAGCUUGUUGUCUUUUCCUGGCUGGAAAAGUUGAGGAGACCCCAAAGAAGUGCAAAGACAUCAUCAAGACGGCGCGGAGCUUACUGAACGAUGUGCAGUUUGCUCAGUUCGGCGACGAUCCAAAGGAGGAGGUGAUGGUUCUGGAGAGGAUUUUGCUCCAGACGAUCAAGUUUGACCUGCAGGUGGAGCAUCCCUACAUGUUCCUGCUGCGCUACGUCAAGCAGCUUAAAGGGGAGAAGAAUAAAGUCUGCAAGGUAUUACAGAUGGCUUGGACCUUUGUCAACGACAGCCUCUGCACCAUGCUGUCUCUGCAGUGGGAGCCAGAAAUCAUCGCUGUGGCUGUGAUGUACCUGGCUGGCCGCCUGUGUAAGUUCGACAUCCAGGAGUGGACGGCCAAGCAGUCGUCCCGCCGCUGGUGGGAGCAGUUCGUGCAGGAUGUCCCCGUCGAGCUUCUGGAAGACAUCUGCCACCAGAUCCUGGACCUGUACUCUCAGGGAAACAAGCCCAUCCCUCAGCAGAUCCAGGAGAAGGAGCGGGCGCCGGCUACCCCCACCUCUCUUCCUCCAGUCCCACAGGGGCAGCCCCCGGCCUCCAACCCGCCGCCCCCACCGCCCAAGAAGGCCUCUCCUCAGGUUGGCAGCCCGGCACGCCAGCUCAAACGCUCGCAUACUUCUCCAAAGGAUGAACCCAAACCUCCAGAACAAGCCGGGUCAAAGAUCCCCCGACUGGAGAGCCCCAUGCCCCCCCUGCCUACAUCCCAGCCUCCCCCAGCCCCUCCUGCAGAGGCAGAACCAGGAAGCGAAGCUGCUCCUCCGCCUCCACAUGCCCCGCCCCCUCACCAGCCCCCACCCUUGCCCCAUCGCCCUCCUCCACCCCCGCCCUCCAACUACCUGAUGUCCACCACCAGCUCCUACAUGUCUGGGGAGGGCUUCCAGAGCCUGCAGUCCAUGAUGAAGACGGAAGGGCCACCCUACACCCCCAUGCCGCCCACCUACCCGCCACCCAUCCCGCCGUAUCACCCGCACGUCUACCAACAGGCUGCGGCGCCGCCUCCAGGUCCUCCGCCUCCUCCAUCCAGUUACCCACCACCCAGUUUGGCCCCAGCCUACCCUCCGCCAGGCUACAACAGCUACCCUCCACCACCGCCUCCCCGCAUGCCCCCAGGCCACGUGCCGCCGCCAGGGAUCACGCUUCCCCCUGCCGGGUACCCUCCUCCGCCCCCCGGGCCUCCAGGACAGUCCCAAGUGCCCCUGCCCCCUCCACCUGGAAUGCCCCUCAACCGCGGCGGGUGGAUGAGAUGAAUCUACAGACACAUAGCUGCUGAUUGGAGACUGAACCAGAAAGUUUUCCUGUCACAAACUAAAAGAAGUGAGGUUGGUCGCUCUUAAGUGCGGCUUCAGACAAGCAGCUGACAUGGUUGGAGAUAAACUUGAAAUGACAAGUCAGGUCUGAGCACCAUUAUUUGGAAAACCAGGAGGAAUAUUUCUGGGAAGUAUUUUUUUGUUUUUGAAAGAUUUUGAUAUCUACAGGAAGCUACUUAUUGAGCCCUUCACUGAGAAUGUACUGAGGAAGAGCAGUUUUCCUCCCAAAGACAUGUUUCAGUCGAUUCAGCAUCUUGUCAUUUAAAUCAUGUUUUUUGCCUCCUAAUGUUUCCCAGUUGCAUUUGUUUUUGCGUUCUGUUUCUCAUUUUGUUCUUUCAAAUUGUGUCCAGUCUUAGGGAAAACGCUGUAGUUGAGGCUUUUGGAGUUUGUCGGCCCAUAAUUUGUUUUGGUUUUGGCAUAACUUUGAAAAUGCUGGUUUCACUUCGCAAACAGUUCUGCGACUAUUAAAAGUUUUAUUUUCACA
Poecilia reticulata (guppy) is the source of this 4619-nucleotide messenger RNA. RefSeq names its product cyclin K (gene ccnk). Gene Ontology annotation, biological process: regulation of transcription by RNA polymerase II. NCBI's taxonomy places the organism in Eukaryota, Metazoa, Chordata, Actinopteri, Cyprinodontiformes, Poeciliidae. The record is from RefSeq and is a predicted model, not a curated record. Gene Ontology annotation, molecular function: cyclin-dependent protein serine/threonine kinase regulator activity.